Varanus komodoensis (Komodo dragon) is the source of this 1785-nucleotide messenger RNA. RefSeq names its product afadin- and alpha-actinin-binding protein-like. NCBI's taxonomy places the organism in Eukaryota, Metazoa, Chordata, Lepidosauria, Squamata, Varanidae. The record is from RefSeq and is a predicted model, not a curated record.
AUGGAACCUUUGGCUGUCCCAGGCACUCCAGAAGCAGAGGCAUUCACAGAUGCUCAGGGCUUCAUAAUCCACUAUGCUUGUGAGCCAGGCCUGUCAGCUGCUGAGUGCAGCCCAACCCACUUCGAUGAUUCUCUGGAGCUACUAGGCGGGUUUAGGGACCUGGAGUGCUGGAGUGACAACAUCGAUCACUGCAUCUCUUACCUCAACAAGGAACUGGGGGCGCUUGGUCUCCCUGCCCUGUUUAACGAUGCUGGUUCUGAAGAUGGUCUCGAGCAUGGCUUUGACCUACUGGCCUUGGUUAACGGUACUUGCAGACUGUUGAAUCUCUACCGAGGAGUGUCUGCCAAGCUGAAUGACAUGGAGGUGGAAGAUUUGCAGCGGGCCAGAGAGCUGGACUAUCUGAGGACGCGGCAGGGCAAACUCAAGAACCAGGUGGAAGCUUGUGAAAGGGAAAUUGCAGCUGUGCAGAGCAAGGAGCAGCAACUUCAAAACUGCAACAAGCGACUGAAUAGCAUGCUGAAAGAGGAAAAGGAUGAGAUCACCAAGCUGCUAAGUGCACUGGCAAGCCAGAAGACCGAGCACACCCAUGAAAUGAAGAAAAAGGAGCAGGAGCUGUUUCGAAUGAAGGAGAAAAUGAGCCAGCUGGUGACUGACAAGCGGGAUAGGAGAGGAAGCAUCGACAUCCUCAAUGUCCUCCCUCGAGCUGAUGGCAAGAGAACAACCUGGAAAACUGGAAAAUCUCUAGGCAGGAAGGAGGAAGAGCUCUACCGCAUCCAACUGGUGAAUCAGGAACAGCGGGAGCAGGGCCUGGUACUAGAGAAUAGCAAACUGAAGCAGCUGCUGAACAAAGUGAGCCAAGAUGUGGGGCAGCUGCUAUGCACUGAUAUGGGCUUUGCACAGGGCACAGAGCAAAACUGUCCCUCCGACACCUUUGAGGAGCAAUGGUGCAGGCUCAGGAGUCGCAUAAAGACCCUCAGUAGCCAAGGUGCCGCCUGUGUCUUUCACUCCCCAGCUGUGAAUGCUGUUAGUACCCAAAUGUAUGAGGGAGAUGGGCAAGACCCUGUCAUCAGUGUGACAGAUCAUGACAAGGAAAUACUGAAACUGAGGAGGGAGAUUGAGGACAGCAGAGCACUGAUCAUGCUGCAGCAGCAGUGUUUCCAGGAGCAAAUGACUGCUGCAGCCAACUCGGAGCUCCCACCGCAGCUGAAGGGCUCCUACUUCCUAGAGGAACAGCAGCAACUGCAGGAGGAGUGGGCUAUGUUCAGGGAGCAGAAGCGGGCCUUUGAAACAGAACGGGAAAACUUUACAGAGGCAGCCAUUCGGCUUGGAUGGGAGAGAAAACAGUUCGACGAACAGAAGGCCCUCUUCCUAAAACAAGAAUUCUUCUGUUCAUUGCCAGGGUUGGAUACAAGUGACCCAAAGCGGAGAUUUUCAGCCCCAGUGACUGUCAGGGAGGGGCAAGAACAUGAAGACUUGCCCAAGCUAAGGAGGUGGGCCAAACCCAUCUGUACCCCUUACCCAAAGGUUAUCAUCACUCCAUGCCACAUCCCAGCAGAGCGCUUCAGUAGAAGAUGGCUGCCUCUAGCCGCAGGCAGGCAGAAGACACUCCUUCCAAACCACUGGCCAGCUCCUCUGCAACAGCUCAGCCAGAGUAAGGAGAACCACCAAGAAACAGCUUCUCAGACAGAAAUGCCUAUGAAGGACAGUCUUCAUGGUGAACUUUCAGAUCACUUCCUGGACAACUGCUUGUAGAUUAGGAAGUCAUUGUUGUCAUAGGAAACCACA